GCUUGAGAUGAAACUCUGGGUUCAUUAAAGAGAAAAACUCAGUUCAUUUCCACAGAAAUGGGUGGGGCGUAGUCUCUUUGUGUCCGUCUUCUGUUGAAUUAGCUGUCUGAAAGUGUGCGUCUGACUUCUUUCCUUGUUUGCGCGUGUGUUUAGGUUUGUGUUUAGGUUUGUGUGUGUGUGUGUGUGGAUUCAGGGGUCACCAAUGAAACCGCUGGGGUUUGUUUUUUUUUUUUGUUUUUUUUUCCUUCUCUGCUUUAGUGGAGGAAUGUUGGCAUAAAGUUUGGCUGGGGGGAAGGCAUUGAGCGGCGUCUCAAGUGCUGGCAUUUCAACUGUAAUGAGUCUUGCCCUGUCGUGAGAGAAAUUUCUGGCUUCGAACUACCAACUUCAAAGCUGGGCUUUUGAAAGUAAGAAAAACUUUCAACAAGUCCUCACAUGAAACUCGUUCAAGACUCUAGAAAGUUAAGGUUUAGACAGCCGAGAAGCUUUGCUCUGUCCGGUCCUAUCGCCAUCUCCACUUCAGACGAAACAAACGAGCUGCUAAAAACGAGCCGCUCUCCUUUCAAGAGCAAAAAGAAACUGAAGCUAUGCAGAAGGGGGGAAAGAAAAGUUAAGGCUGUGCGUGCGUAUGACUGCGCGUCUGUGUAUGUGUGCCUGUUGGUGUGUGUGUGAGGGGUGUGUGAGUGUGUGUGUGCAUCUGUGUCUGUGUGGGAAUGAUUACAUCAGCUUGAGCUAGCUCUAUGAUUGGUUAGGGAAGUGUGGUUUGAUUCACUACCUAAAAGCCUGUGGCUGUAACCCUUUGUGAGGGGAACAGAGGCAAGUUGUCUGCCAAGCUGGAAACAGUGCCAUCUGCAUGCUCUGUCCUGCGCCAAAGCUAGACAGAGAGAGAAAGAGAAGGAGGGAGAUUGUGACAGGUAGGAUACGCUGAGCCACUGACAGGAAGAAGCAUCUGUGAAGCAUCGGAACUGCUUUUUUCCUUUUUUUUGGUCCUUUUUUCUCUCUUGUGGAGUUGUGGAGACAUUCGGGGAGCGGGUUCGUCUCUCAGUGUGUGGAGGAGGACACAGGCUGCUGGGGAAAAUGCCAUCGUGUUCUCCUGACUGUUGCCUGCUCAGGCCUGGGGAGAUCAUAAAAAUCUUCAGCGAGGACGGGAUGGGAAAGGUGGUGGAGAUCCCAGCCGACAUGACGGCACGAGACUUGUGCCAGUUUCUCGUCUAUAAAAACCAUUGUGUGGACGAUAACAGUUGGGCGCUUGUGGAGCAUCAUCCAGCCCUGGGACUCGAAAGAUGUUUAGAAGACCAUGAACUGGUUGUCCAAGUGCAGACAUCAAUGACCAGUGAAAGUAAAUUUCUCUUCAGGAAGAACUAUGCCAAAUAUGAAUUCUUUAAAAAUCCUUUGAACUUCUUCCCAGAGCAAAUGGUUGCUUGGUGUCAGGAGGCCAAUGGGACCAUCCCCCCAUGUCAGCUCCUGCAGAACUUCUUAAACUCCAGCAGUUGUCCUGAGAUCCAGGGAUAUUUGUAUGUGAAAGAGAUGGGCAGGAAAUCAUGGAAGAAACUGUAUGUGUUUUUAAGACGGUCAGGAUUGUACUUCUCAACAAAAGGAACAUCAAAGGAGCCCAGGCAUUUACAGCUACUAGCAGACCUGGAUGACAGCAAUGUCUUUACAGUAAUAACAGGGAGAAAGCUGCACAAUGCACCGACUGACUUUGAAUUCUGCAUAAAACCUAACAAAGUAAGGAAUGAAGUGAAAGAACUGAGGAUGUUGUGUGCAGAGGAUGAGCAGAGCAGAACAUGCUGGAUGACGGCCUUCAGACUCUUUAAGUAUGGAAUUUUACUCUAUCAAAAUUACAAGAUCCCCCAACAGCGAAAAACGUUGCUUUCACACUUCUCAGCGCCUGUGAGGAGUGUCUCAGAGAACUCUCUGGUUGCCAUGGAUUUCUCAGGGAGGAUAGGCAGAGUGAUUGACAAUCCUGUGGAGGCUCAGAGUGCUGCCAUGGAGGAGGGACAUGCCUGGAGAAAGAGAAGUCAGCGUAUGAAUAUCCUAGGAAGUCCCAGCCCACUACACCCCUCAUCAUUAAGUGGAGUUAUCCACAGAACUCAGCUGUGGUUUCAUGGUCGUAUUUCACGAGAGGAGUCCCACAAGUUGAUCCAUCAGCAGGGCAGAGUGGAUGGAAUGUUUCUUUUGAGGGACAGCCAGAGCAAUCCCAAGGCGUUUGUACUUACACUGUGUCACCAUCAGAAAAUCAAACAUUUCCAGAUUUUACCGUGUGAAGAAGACGGUCAAAUGUUUUUGAGCCUCGACGAUGGCGCCACUAAAUUCACGGACCUGAUCCAGUUGGUGGAGUUCUACAUGCUGAACAGAGGAGUUCUGCCUUGCAAACUUAAACACCCUUGCACCACCGUGGCCUUAUGACCUCCAUAUGCCUGAUUCCGCCUAAAGACACUAAAACACUUAAGACGGCGUGUGCUGUGGUGUAAUGCUGUGCUGCUGGGCUGGAGAAAAGCACACUGCGAGAGCCCCUCUCUGUCAAGGAGAGAGAAAAUCAAAACAACAAACACAAACAGGAACAGCAAGAAAUAAAGGAAAUAAAGCUUGUGUGUUAGCUGCUGAUGAACCUCUCAGACACCUGCACACUCGACCGUGGCCAGAGCAGGUUCUCAGGACAAUCAUCCGGAGGGAGUUUUCAGGAUCCGCAGUCUGAAUUGUGCAGAUGCGACAGUGGAUUGGGAAGACCAGCAGAACAUUCUUAAAUUGCAUAUUUGAUUUUAUUUUGCACUCAUGAACCAGGAACAAACAAGCUAUGGCAAUUGUUGCUUUCAUAAAUUAAGCAGGUUUGAUUCUACAAUGUCCUGUGAGAUGUGGACAGCCGACUGGUGGAUUCAGUACUGUGAAAAGACUUUUCCGUUAAAAUUGUGCUUUCUAUCCUUUUCACCUGUAAUCAUUAGAAUAUUUAGACAUACUGUUUUUUUUUUUUUUUAAAUGUGCUCAUCGUCUUGAGCACAGAACUCUCAUGCAUAAAUGCAUUUGGCCUUUUUUUUGUUUUUUCUUCUCCAGUUUAGUUCUUCCCCAUCACAAAACAUAACCUGCAGCACUCUCUACUGGCCAUUCCAAGAAGUAACGUGUGACCCCUUCAAGGAAUAGUUAACCUCAGAAAAUUAAAUUGGGUCAUUUACCUACCCUACUGUUGUACCAAAACCAUAUGACAGUCUUUUCCAUAAAAUGCAGAAGGAAAAAUUUGUAUUUGUCAUAUUAACUAUAUUUCAUAGACAGUUCAUAGAGACCACGGCUGUCAGUUUACAAAAAGGACAAAAAAAAACAUCAUGAAAGUAUUAAAUGCGACUUUUGAAGCCCUACGACAAUGUCGUAUUCAAGACCAGCUCAUUUGAGUUCAGGCCGAGACUUGGGUAGGUUGAGUUUGAGUCAAGACCAAGACCUGAAGAGGGCUGAGUCUGAGUCAAGACAGAGACCAGAAGAGAGUUGAGUCUGAGUCAAGACCAAAUGCUCCCAAGACCAAGAUCGUGAAAAUAUGAGUCUGGUCUUGAUUUUAACAUUCUUCUCCUCCAGCCAAGCUUGUGUCUAGCCUACUUUCGCUUCCAGAGUAAAGAAAUGGUGAUAAUGAUUCUUCAACAAAACAGAAAUGAGUUUGUGAAGGACAUAAAGGUGAAAGAAAUAAUGCCCACAUUUUGUUUUUGAGUGAACUAUUUCUUUAAACAUGAGUAAACAUGGCCUGACAUCUUCACCACAUCCUUUAGGAACGGUGCCUUGAUUUUUAAGAGUCUGUUGAGUUCAGAGAAGAAUAACCACUAAAACCCUCUGCUGGGAACUUCGCCGUAGGUCGCAGUCUAUCAGGAGCUAGAUCAACAAGCUGGAAUCUUUAUAACUGCUGUCAUCUUCAGUCCCAGGUCCAGUCCGUUUUGUUGUUUCUGUUUUUCUCUCCAUGUUUCGAAAGAUUGUUUCAAGGACAGCACACUGUGAAGCCCGGGCUAAGAACACCCACAGAACGGCGGGGUUCAAAUUUCUAAUCUGCCUUGUCCAUGGUACAACGGAUGUGUAAAAAAACAUUUUUCUGUACUUGUGAUGCAAUGUAAAGAAAGAGCCAUGUUUUUAGUAUGUACCUAUAUUGUAUUAAACUAGAUUGAGAGGGCAUAGCCACCAUGUCUCCAAGUUCACCCAGAGACCAGUACAUAGAUAAAUGCAAAUGACACAAUCAUUUUUAAGCAUUGCUUCAACAAAUUUAUUUAUUUAUCUGGAUUUGAUUACUUGAAAUUUAGUUUCGUUUUUUCUCAGCGCUGUUCGAUACUAUUCUUCCACAUUUUUGUGAUUUUUUCGGACCUCAAUUAACAGGACCCCCUUUCUUGAAACUUUUAACACUAAUUCUUCAUCAGUAUCCCAAUCUAGAACACCAUUUUCGUGGAUCUUAUGGUAGACAUACAGUACAGUCUGUUCAGUGGGUUGUACUGUUGCGUUACGUUGCUUUCAAUCGUUAAUCCGACAGUGCAACCCUUGAACAGAAUAUUGUACAUAUAUCCCUGACAGCUUUAUUUCCAUUCACGUUAUUUGAAUUAUGGCGUCUACACGAUUAAGGUCUAUCCCUAGCAAAUUUCCAUAUUGUUGUGAGUAGUUUUAACUGUCACAAAGUAAUAUUAAGCUUUCUUUCAUAGUUCAUAGAUGUAUUCUAAGUUAUAUAUAAUUCAUGUCGGUUCAGUUAAGUAAGGUAUAAUGUACAAUCAGCCGACUUUUAUCACAAAUAAAUAAAUAAAUACAAUAAAAAAAAUCUCAAAUCUCUUUAAUUUGCAAUAGUAACCGGCUUACUGUACAUUAUGCCACUUAUUACACGGUAUCAAAACUAUUUGAUUGCAUGACAUGGAAGAGAUUGGCCAAUCAGAAUCAAGAAACCAUGUAAUAAGGAUAUGAUCAGUCUUUGUAAGAUCAGGUAGUACUUAGACCUCAAUGAUCAAUGAUUUAACCACAGAAAUAGACUGCAGGGCUUAAAUCAGCGCUAUUAUUAUUCACUUGAAUGUCUUUCUCAGUGUCAGUUAAGUUAAUUCAAGCCUUGUUUGAGGUUGAGUGUGUGUCAUUGUUGAUUUAGCUGCAGUUUGGGUGGGUCUUACAUUCACCAAAAGACACAAGCACAUAAAUGCAUACACACACAAGCUUUGACAUUAUUGUCCUUAUUUUUCAGGGUUUGAUAAGUGAAGCUAUACAAUCAGCCAGCCAAGGACUAAACUAACUUUCAGUUACGAAGCUGAUUGGAUAACGUAUUCUGCAACCAGUUUCAAUGUACUCUAUUUCUAGUGUAUCAGUAUAUCAGGAUGUUUCUGCCUGGUUCAGACAGAUGGAUGUAAUGAGUUGAGAGGGUAUAGGGUUUUUUUUUUCUGAAAUCAUUUAACAAGUGAAAGCAUGAUUUUUGAAUUUUGCCAGAGAGGAAGUUGUAGGUUACCUAAAAACUAGUUCACUAUAUGUUACUGGUGAAUCACCUGUGUGAGUAAAGUUGAUCUGUAGGUAGUCUGAGUACCAUUAGCGCUUAACUUACCUGUCAAUCAGUUGGCCGUUCAGUCUAAAGUGAGCAGAAUGUCUGUUCACAAUCCAAAUAGUUGGGGUGUCAUUUCUGUGUUAACACCGUAAUACAUUACAAUCACGUUGUCCAUACAAAUGUAUUUCAUUUGCAGCAUUGUAUUGUUUUUUUAAUAUAUCAUGUAACAUGCAGCUCAGCAGGACACUAUAGUUACACUCCAUUCAUGUACAACUAACUCAAGUUUGUAGAUACCACACUGAAUUUUUGGAUGCAGAUUUUUUUUUUUUUUUUUUUUUUUUUUUUUUUUCCUCCACAAUGGCAUAUACAAUGAAGAAACUUGACUUAUUUUAGUGCAGUUUUAUUAUUUGGUUAAGUGUGUAAAUAUUGAAUCUAUUUUAUUUUAUGUUGCUUUGUCAUGCUAAUUGACCUUACAGAAUAUGUUAUGUUUGCAUUGAGCUGACAGGAAACUGGACUUUGAACUCUUUUAGUCAUUGAAGGUCAUUAUUAAGCUAAAUUGCUGUUUUAAAAACUCACUUAUUCUCACAAAUACUCUUAUUAUGAAAACGCUAACAAAUUUAUGCCUUGUAGAUAUUGUAGAAAUGUUUCUUUAAUAUGAAUCAAAGACGGAAUUUCUUUGCAUUUUCCCCAGUGUUGUUGAAAGGAGCUGGUAGCAGCAUUUGCGAAAUGUGUGAUCUGUUGAGAGUUUAUCAUGAAAGAAAUAAAUGUCAUUUUUAUAUUUAAAAGAAAUGAAUGUAACUGGGUUGCUCAGGGUUGAAGUGGAGGCUGUUUAAAAAUGGUCCUGUGGACCACCAAGACUUCUCUGUAUUUUUCUUUUUAUUAAACUAACAGUGUACUUCUUUUUAUUGAGUCUUUGACCACACCAGA
Molecule: messenger RNA, 6394 nt
Organism: Ctenopharyngodon idella (grass carp)
Lineage: Eukaryota; Metazoa; Chordata; Actinopteri; Cypriniformes; Xenocyprididae
Gene: grb10b
Product: growth factor receptor-bound protein 10b
Exons: 13
Coding region: 1075-2406 (443 amino acids)
Biological process (GO): insulin receptor signaling pathway; negative regulation of insulin receptor signaling pathway; negative regulation of Wnt signaling pathway
Molecular function (GO): insulin receptor binding
Source: RefSeq, a predicted model, not a curated record